Molecule: messenger RNA, 3616 nt
Organism: Silurus meridionalis
Lineage: Eukaryota; Metazoa; Chordata; Actinopteri; Siluriformes; Siluridae
Gene: sack1ga
Product: family with sequence similarity 83 member Ga
Exons: 5
Coding region: 146-3616 (1156 amino acids)
Source: RefSeq, a predicted model, not a curated record
GUAAAGGUACAGUUUAUUGAAGAGGUGGCAACACCGCUACCGCAGCAGGUUCAAGUAUGAGCUGAUGCGUGUAAAAUAAUGUCGUGAAACUAUUUGGAAUUUUUUUUUGGACAUUUCAACACUAAUAUUAUGGUAAGAUUUAUUCAUGGCUCUGUCUCAGAUUCAGUGUCUAAAUGAGUACCAUGUUAAUUUACGCACUAAUGAGUCCAAGCCGGAGUUCCUGUACAGUGAAGAGCAGAGGCUGGCGCUGGAGAAGCUGCUGGAUGAAGGUCCGGACUGCUUUCACGAGUUCAUCAAGACCAACCAGAUUCGGCCAUUUCUCUCCGACCUGGAGCUCGCUCACCUGUCCGCCUCCGUGGAACAGUAUUGUCCGGAUUUACCCGGUGACCUGGUCGAGUAUGAUGGGGACAGUAAAGGGACGCGUUUGUCCCUGCAGUACUGGCCUGAGCGCUCCGAUGACUCGCUCCCGCAGCUGGAGCUCGGUUGGCCUCAGCGCGCGAGCUACCGUGGAGUGACCCGCGUCAGCGUGCACGCGCAGCCACCACUACACGGUGACCCACAUGUUAAAGAGGUCAUCAGGAGAACCAUAGCACAGGCACAGAAGGUCAUUGCCGUGGUCAUGGAUUUGUUUACAGAUGUAGACAUCUUUAAAGAUCUCUUGCAUGCAAGCUUCAAGCGUAACGUGGCUGUAUACAUCAUACUGGAGGUUACUGGGGUUCCACACUUUCUAAAAAUGUGUGAGAGUGCCACAAUGCACACAGGACACCUUAAGAACUUGAGAGUGCGGAGUAUCAGAGGAAAUGGCUUUUUUACUCACUUGUCCAAGAGAGUAUGUGGGAGCCAAAGUCAAAAAUUCAUGUUUAUUGAUGGAGACAAAGCCAUUUCAGGAUCAUACAGUUUUACAUGGAGUGCCUCAAGAUUAGACAGGAGCAUCAUUACAGUGCUAACAGGCCAGGCUGUUGACUACUUUGACCAAUUGUUUCAAGACCUGUACAUGAUGUCAAAUCCUAUUAACUUGAACAAGAUUAAGCUGGAGAAAGAGCAAACACUAAAACCCAUCUCUAAAGCAGCACCUGUCCUUUUGGCCUCAGCCACUCUGGCCCACAAACUCAUCAACCCCAAAUAUGCUUUGGUCUUUGGCACUGCUGCUGCCAAAAGCAAUCAAGUAGAUUCUAAGAUGUGCACACAAAAGAAUAACAACAAUUAUCAAAUAACAGAGAUGUCAGAGGGUCCUCAUAUUCACCCUGGACUGCUUCACCUAGAAAAAGCCAACAUGAUUGACUACCUGCCAGUUUGGCCUGAGCCAGACCCACCUAUUGAUGUCAUUGGUUUCAUUAAUAUAAGGGACUGUAAUAAGCCCCUACAAGCUCACCUCACACGUUCAGAGCUCUUUGAGGUCUCACAAGCCAUCCGAUUUAAAGACCCACUCCAUGUGCCACAAAAUGGUCUAUCUGAGCAGGUUUGUCCAAGACCCACAUUUCCAAUUGUUGCUUCAACCAACAAGCCGCCACUUGUGCAACCCAAAACUAAACUGGAGAAUGAUAAGCUUAGCAGUCUGCAAGAACAGGUUGUGUAUAUGUCCCAUAUUCAAAAUCCUGCAGCAGCUUACUGUAGCAAGAAAGAUGAGAAAGACUCAUUUGUAAUGAAUGGUAUGCUAAAGCAAACCGAUAUCUCAUCUACACAGAGAGAAGAAACAAGUGCUGAUAGUAUUAUUAUUACCAGCGCUAGUGUUGAGCUGUGUAAAGAUUCUGAAAUGUCCAAAAAUCUACAGAUUCAUAAUUCAUUUUAUACUGAUGCACCUAAUAUAGUAACAACUCAUACUCCUGUUGCACAAGAUAAAACUACAUUAAACGGAAAUAGCUGUGAGACCAUUGGAGAAAUCGUCAUUGACAAUAAUAUCCGGGACAAUGGGCAAAACACACACAAACCCAUAGAACCAGAUAAAAAUGAGACAGAUAGAAUAGACUGCACAAUAGAUAACGGACAGAGGGCCUAUUCUAACUCUACUUCUUCUUUUUCAUCAGAUGAGUACUUUGAGUGCAGUGAGAGUUUGAUUGUUGAUUCUGAUAUUGUAGGCAUGGUUAACAGGAUGCCAGCCGUCUCCCAGUUUCCAGAUGAGCCAGACACUUCCAAAGAAAACUUGUCCUCAUUUAUGUUUGGCUCAUGUGAGAAUUCAACAAACCAUGAGGCCAUGAAAGAAACAGAAAGCUUUGUGCUCAUGCCACCCGAAGAGCGCAAUGGCCAAAACCUAAUUGGGGCAUCAACCGACAAGUUGUCUGCUUUGGAUUUUACGUCAGUGAAUGGAGGAAAUUGUUUGUCUGAAUCGGUUUCUAUGGCCCAUAAAGAGCAAAUACAUGAAACAGAUUCUAUGUUACAACAAAUACCAGAGAGCAAAUUAUUACUUGAAGUUAAGACUGAUGCACAGGUAGCAGCUGAAGAAAAUACAGAGUGCCCUCAGCAGUGUGAAUCAUACUCAGAAGUUAAUCGUAUUGCUGACAUACAGCCUGUACAAGGAAACCACAGUGCCGAAUCACAGCUAUUAUUAUUCAAGCCUUUGCUGCAGGAUAAAGUGUCUGUGCCUUACAUGCCAGUGCAGAAGAUUGCUGAGGCACAGUGUAUUGUGUUUUCUGACACAGUUAACAAAGUGCCACUGCUGAGAUUAAGGCCAGACACUUGCCAGAGAUUUAAUUGCACAUGUAACCUCAAAUCUGCUUUUAAAGUAAAUGAUGACACACACUUAACACCACAGUCAAAACCAGUUUCUCUAAACACUGGCUUCCUGAAUAGCCGAAAUACUGUAAGAAGUCAUAAAGAAGAUUUCAAAUUGCCUUUUCAAAACAAACUACUGAUAGCAAGGGAGUCAAAACUUAAACAGGACAUAAAAGUAAAAGACAUUCAUAGCUCCAGUUCAGAAAUGAAGGAGUGUGCAACACCCCAAAAUGUGGACAAAGCGCAGCAGAUAAAACUGAAAACAUUGUCUGACUUCAAGGCUAGACAUCUCAGAGCUGAUAUCCUUCCUGUAAAACGGAAGACGCAGGUGCAUAUGUGUGUGCGGGAAGAGCAUAAGAACCAGUCUGAGAUGAAACCUAAGUUACAGAAAAAUUUCAAGCAGCUAAACCAGGUCUCACCUCGACAUAAACAAUUUCCAGCAAAUGAAGUCAGACUCACUUCAGCCAAAGUAUCCAUCAGCAAACUCCACAGCAAUAAUCAUCUUUCUACAUUUGAUGUAUCCAUGCCUGGAGUUCAAAAUGAUCCCCCUGAAAGGCAGUUGAGCCAAAAUAGGGCUGCUAAUGAUCUUCAUGCAACUCCUGCCAAGCUUCCCAGGAGACAUACAGUUCCCACCAGGUCAAACCAAACUCGGUUCAGACCCUUACGGACAGAUCUCUCAGCAUACUGUCAGUGUUCUUCUCAAAAACAGCCUCAGGCCCAACAGGAUAGAAUGAGGGUGAACCAAUUACACCAAACAAGCUUCAGGCAACAUUAUAGCUCAGCUACAGAAGACAGAUCUUAUUUUAGAGGAACGUUAUUUCCAAACACUUUAAGAACUAUGAGAACUACUGCUCCAUCUUCUCAAAUGAAACAGAAAAAGAGUAUUAAAGAGCCAGAUGAAAAGUGA